AUGUCUAUCUCUUAUCUUGCCAAGCGGGCUACAGAGAUAGCUCGACUCAUCCCAGUCGUAACACCUGCACUUCGAGAGCGUUCGGUGCCUCCUCAGCCUGCUCUUCGAGAGCGUUCGGUGCCUUUGCAGCUUCCUAUACAAGAUGUGUUUUACGAGGCUCCUCUUAUCAAUUCAUCUGAGAAUGCUCGCCCAGAUGGUGGCCAGCCUCCACAGCCCAACUUCUUUACAAAACCCUCGUUUCUACCACUGGAACAAUAUGACUUCAGUGGUAUGAUGUUGGGUUCCUUCGAAAAUGGCGGAGAUGACAACCACAUUGCCGGCUCAUCGACGUUGCUACCUGCUGUGCCUCAGACUUACAUCACACCUCCUACUCCGACAGGGCCUGCAGAAUGGGAGGGUCAUCCUUACACUGACGGCUUUCCCAUGGAUGAUGCUUUCGACUUCCCCAUGGACGAUACAUCUGAUGUCGUCCCUGCAGUGAAGGGGCGAAGAUUUCAGACAGCGAAUGCUGUGCUCCGAGAGGGAUUCGUGGAACUCGAACGUAUGAUUCAAGAUCUAAGUAGCAAAACAGCCAUCCCCACUCAUCAGAUCGUCAUACUUUGGAACAAGAGCCAUGCGCGCUCCACCAGUACUGUCAACCAUUGGAACGCUUACAGUAGUUACUUCAAGGACCACCUCAAGGACGAGCUUGCGAGGCUCGGCAGGAGGGCCCCCGAGAUUCAUGGCACACCAAGUGCCACUGUGCGCCGUAAUUGCUAUGAACUCUUCAAGGCAGCAUUCCCGGACAAGUGGCAAAACAUCCUCGAGCUUCAUGAACAGUCAGCGAUGCUCCUGGGUAUUCCUCAGACGGUUGCUAUGCGGGGUCAAGAGUUCCACAAAUUUGGCACAAAGAUCUCUGGCCUUAUGGACUCUGCAGCAGCUCGCUAUGGCUUUGAGGCUGCUUUUGUAGCGUGCGGAAAAGUCGUUAAUCAAGACGGCUCGCUGGGCCUAGCCCAUACGACACCUGGAGCUGAGGGUUUUUGGAAAUCGCGCUGUAGGGCUGAUGAAGAUACUAUCAUCGGUCACUUGAAAGCCCAGGUAUAUAACCUGACAUCACUCGGUGUCGUCGAAGAGGCCUUUGAUGAAGACAGCAUUGGGAUCGAUGCCAACGUACGCGGGGCUUCAGUCCCCCCUUCAGAAUCUCUCGACAUUUCCAAGCAUGGAAUCAAGUGGAUCAAGGAUGAGUUGCAUCGUCAAAUUGAUGCACUGGGCGGAAAACUAACGUCCAACAAGAUUUUUCCGUGGAAGACACUGCCAUCGGAGCUCACGCGUAUGUCAAUGAUCAUCAAAGGAUAUCCGGAGGACAUGCUCCUCCCAGGUGGUUUUCAUACCACCGUAAAUAAAGGUAUCGCAAACCUGACUCUGAAGGAGACCGGCAUUGUCAUCGCAGCCUUGAAGGCGGGGACCAUGAGCAUCAAAAAAAUUGCCGAAGCUAAGCGAGCUAAAGUCCUCACUUCUGAGUGCCCAGUAGUGGAGGGCGCGCCUCCUGCAGCAGAUUCGUUCAUACUGCAGGACAGCACAGCUACUUCCAUAGUCAAAGGCAAAACAUCAAAGAAAGCAUCGGCACUGCCUGCUUCCACAACAUCUCUUGCUGACGAGUCCGAUGACGAACCAAGCGUGUCUGCACCUAAGAAGGUCGACAAGGAGGUCAUUUCCUUGGCAUCUAGUGAUACUCCGUCUGGCUCAGAGGACCUAGAUGAAAACCUGGAGGAAUCAGUGGUUCUCGACUCCGAUUACCAAGAUGAUGUUUCCUCCAAGAAGCGGAAGGCGAAAUCCGAAGGCGCCUCGCGAGCAUCCAAAAAGAGGUCACCGUCUGUUGCGCCUGCAGAGAAGGCAGUCUCAGCAAAGAAGAUGAAAGCCAAACCUGCUAAACGUCUGCUUAAUGGUUCGUCAGCUCAAGAGCAUCCUGUGACUGCAGUCGAUCCCAUCGUGGAUAAUGACGUCGAUGCUCCUGACGGUAGUGCCGUCAACAAAGCUGCAGCAGAGACUCGCUCGAGCAAUGCUGAUGCUACCAACAGCCUCCCCACACGUCCCUUGCCUCCCUCGCCAACUCGUCAUGCUUCGGUAGACUUAUUCCCGGACAACAUCGUGCGUGCAGGAUCUCUCGCACCAGCUUCUAAGUCGCCUGUUGUGCGACCUCCAUCCCUGCAGCGCGGGGAAUCUCUUGGGCCAGCAGCUAAGUCGCCUCUCAUGCAACCUCCAUCCCUGCAGCCUGCGACAAUUCACGACCAACCCAUUGGGCGCAGGGAGCCUGUCAUGGGGAUGCCAUGA
Molecule: messenger RNA, 2310 nt
Organism: Suillus plorans
Lineage: Eukaryota; Fungi; Basidiomycota; Agaricomycetes; Boletales; Suillaceae
Exons: 12
Coding region: 1-2310 (769 amino acids)
Source: RefSeq, a predicted model, not a curated record